Molecule: messenger RNA, 3266 nt
Organism: Lineus longissimus
Lineage: Eukaryota; Metazoa; Nemertea; Pilidiophora; Heteronemertea; Lineidae
Product: ETS-related transcription factor Elf-3-like
Exons: 8
Coding region: 153-1490 (445 amino acids)
Biological process (GO): regulation of transcription by RNA polymerase II; cell differentiation
Cellular component (GO): nucleus
Molecular function (GO): DNA-binding transcription factor activity, RNA polymerase II-specific; sequence-specific DNA binding
Source: RefSeq, a predicted model, not a curated record
GUCAUUUUGAGAGCUGCGGUCAAAGAAAGAGGUUGUUGGCCAAAGAGCAGUCGACAGCUAAUUACCAGUAGAAGUCGGGUUAGCAAACAAACAAACCAUAUUUGCAUAUUGCAUAGUGCUCGAUCGAUUGCUUACUGAGCAGACGGUACGAAAUGGCACCACCAGUUUAUCAAGCUACUGUGACCGAGGAAAUGGUCUACAACAACAACAGUUAUUACAGCUUUGCAGAGCGCUGGACAGCCGCUGAAAUCGAACCAGUGAUCAGUAUGUCCGAACACUCGACCCCAGAGAGCAGCUGGUGUGAUUCAGACGACAAGAAGACGUACACCGAGCUUGGUACAUCCAUGUCUUCGCAGUCGUCAAGUGGCUGCUCUGACGUGUUCACUUCGGACGAUUCAAACUCGAUCCCGAGUACAGUCCUACAGUACAUGCAGACAAAAGACCGAUCCCUAGACGACUGGAGAUACAAGCAUCCCCAGCGCUGGACCAAGACCGAGGUCAUGGGCUUCCUCCACUACUUCGGCGAGCUCUCUGGCUUCGACAUCAGAAACUUCUACGGGGAGCGCUUCCAAGACGUCACGGGUGAGCGGCUGUGCGCCAUGACCAAGGAAGACCUUCUGGCCAAGGACCCAAACUAUGGCGAGGAUAUCUACACGUUUUUGAGAAGGAUGGCGACAGAUCAGAUGGCAAUCAAAAGUCCAAAUGCUUCCUAUUUGGAUGGAAGCGGUCCAAUGUUCGGCCUCCCCGCCACCAAGGAAGAAGAACUCUACGCAGGAGAAUACCUCUGGAACCUUGGCUCGGACCCUGUGGACUUUGACGACCCACCAGAGAGCAUCGACUUCUCUGUGCAGAUCGGCGCCACGACCUACGCCUACCCAAUCAACCCUAACCCGAAAAGCUUGGAGAAUCUGCCACUGACCAUGCCUUCAGUCCCUACAGGACAGUCUCAAUACAAGUUGCCCCUGCAAGACCCCUUCACGAACUCUCAGUCCUUCGGGUCUCACUCUCAGCACCAGUCCAGUUACUACCCGUCUCCCUUUGAGACGAAGAUUAAGGUGGAGCAUGGCACUGACAGAAAGUCGAGGCGUGUUCCCAUGAAGAAACCGAGGGGCCGCGUACACAAGUCCUCCUUCCAUUCGUCCUCAGGCGAUGAGAGUUCUGAUAGUGAGAUGGACAUCAAGCCAACAAAGAGAGGAAAGGGUAACAGACUGUGGGAGUUUAUCGCGGGCCUCCUCAAGAACAGCCAUUGCAACCCCCGCAUCAUUAAAUGGGAGGACAAGGCCAAUGGUAUCUUCAGGAUCGUGCAGUCUCAGACCGUGGCAAACAUGUGGGGAGGCAAAAAGAACAAUGAUGGCAUGACGUACGAGAAACUGAGCAGGGCUUUAAGAUUCUCCCGGACCGCUGGCUACUUUGCUGACGUACCUAAAGAUGGGCGCUACCCCAAGAAGCUUUGCUUCAAGUUUGGUGACAGGGCCAUCAUUGACUUCUAAUGGCUAUAGUCUGAAAGGUAUUACAGCCGUUGCAAUCUCACAAUCCAUCCACCAAAUGGGACACGAGACGAGACGACAGGCAUUCAGCCUUACCUCAAGCCAUCCGUGAUUGCAUUGGACAAUAUCCUUGACCAAAUUCUCAUAAAACGCCUUACACUGCCAACUGGACAUUUUUUACCGAGAUCCCGCUGGCUGCAGGCAGCUAUGCGUUUUUCAGUAUACGUUUGUAUGGCUGAACUGAUAAAAUUUUUGGAAUUCUCGCACGCCGGCAAUUGACUCAAAAGCGUUGACGUCACGACAAAUUGACUGUUUUGUCAUGUGAAUUGGACGAUACGUCAUGGUCAUGUGACUAGCAGGGUCGUCAGCUGCACCGGACGUCCCGUCAAUACAGCGUCGUCUGACGGUGGCCAGUGGUACCAGGCUAGUCAGCUGCCGGAUACUGGAAGCAAGUUGUACAGUGUUUUGCACAUUCUUGCAAAGUUGAGUUGGAACCAGUUAGGGCCCUCCAUAAUCAAAAGUGUGUUUGUGUGAACACGUUUGUGUUGAAAUUAAAGUGUAUACAUGUACUUGUUUCCAGUUUGGGAGAAUAUUUGGGCCGAUGCAAUGUUAGAUGCAUAGUUUUAGAUGUAGAUACUCCAAAAAGAAAUUAAUAUAUUUAACGAGAAAUGACACUGUCUGUAAAUAAGAGAAUUAAGCAAAAAAUUUAUAAACGUAUUGGGUAGGUUUACUUUGAUAUUCGUACAGUUUUAAUUUUAAUCAACUCGUUCGAUAUUGCCGAAGUUAUGAACUGCUGAAGAUGCUGAUGCAAGAAGGUGGCAAAUGCUAUUAAAUUGCGUUAGUGGUUACAUAUUUACUUGUAUCAGCUUCGUCUUAAAGAAAUGUUUGCUUGUCCUCGGCUGUAAUAGGUAUUGUACAAAACAGAUUCGUUUUGGAGUCAAAUGUUGAAUCACAGGUACACGUGGUUUAUGAGUAAUCCCAUUGGGGAACAUGCAUAUGAACGCUUUUUUUAUAAAUCAUUAGAAAUAGUUUAUAAUUGUAUAAGGUCAAUUGCAUCGAUCUAAAGGCCUGUGCAUUACAAGGAUUAAGUAACCUGAUGAGAUUUUUCAUUAGUCUCAUUGUGACUCUUGUCCAUCGUCUCGAAAUGGAAAGAAAUAGCACUUAUGACUGGAUCUCGACCCAUUUUCUGAAUACGUGAUUAUUGGUGAUAAAUUUGACUCGCAAGAUACAGAUAUAUGUUGAGAAGAGGUGACACCACUAAUAAAUCGGCAAACCUGGCCAGUCGGUUUCCUCGAAACCCAAAUCUUGAUGCCAUUUGGUCAUGUCUAUCUUUAGACUUGAUGUGACACCACUAAUAAAUCGGCAAAUCUGCAUGGCCAGUCGGUUUCCUCGAAACCCAAAUCUUGAUGCCAUUUGGUCAUGUCGUCUAUCUUUAGAUUUGCUGCAGGAAUAAACACUAAUGGAAUGUUUUAAUUCAUGAUAAUCUCAAUCUCGCAUGCUUCAAAAAAGGGGUUAUUUUCAUUGUAUAUGAGGUUUCACUUUAAUCAUCGAACUCGUGUGAUAUAGCAUGUUUAGGUGUAGUUUUAGACUUCAUUGGAUCGGUAGUUUUGGACAGUCAUUGGCUUCAUUUCUGUCAUUUAAUUCAAACGGUUUGGUCUGUAAUUCGCAAACCCGUUUUAUGUCAUAUUUCAUUUCAAUAAAGAGUAUUUUUGUAAUGUUUCAUAUUAUAGAUAGAUAUAUUUGCUAUUCAUAAUAAACCCGCUGGCGGACGUUUAGAAU